Phyllostomus discolor (pale spear-nosed bat) is the source of this 1026-nucleotide messenger RNA. RefSeq names its product chromosome 12 C19orf81 homolog (gene C12H19orf81). The transcript has 5 exons. Lineage: Eukaryota; Metazoa; Chordata; Mammalia; Chiroptera; Phyllostomidae. The record is from RefSeq and is a predicted model, not a curated record. The coding region runs from base 110 to 856 and encodes 248 amino acids.
AAGGAGAGACUCUAGGAGUCAGGGAGAGAUCGAGGAAGAAACAGGAAAGCCAGAAAGAAGGAACUGGGACACAGGGGAGCUCCCCAAGGUUAAGGGAGCCAGGUUCUCAAUGUGGUCUCAGCCCUCCUCUUCCCUGUGGGUUCCCUCGGGCUUCAAAAAGGAAGAGGAGGCAGCAGGGGGCAGAAGGAUCGGGUGUGGGUGGUCCAGUCAGAGAUGUCCUCUCCACCCUCCUGAGACAACCCCCACCCGCCUUCCCAGGAUGCAGCAAGAUGUGGAGGCCCCGUGUGGCUCCACCACGAGCACCCCCGGCAUGCACAGGGAAGCAGGAGCCCUCCUUGUGGACCUCGAGACCUCAGAAGAGACACAGGCUUGGAGCCUGGGCAGGCCCACCAAGACCUCGAAGCAGUACCUGCGCCGGGUCCUUGCAGAAUAUGAGGCUCUAGAUCGAGAGCUCCCGUGCAUCCGGAAGUUCCCCGUGCCACCCACAGCCCAGCCCCUCUGCCUGUGCAUGGAGACCUUGCCUGAGGAGGACUUGACCCACCUGGAGGUGCUGGAGGCGCUGGAGGCCGAAUUACCCGGGGCCUUGGAGAACGGCCGCGUGAGCAGCAUCCGCUUUGAGAACAUGAACGUCAUCUGUGGGACUGCGGGGCGCAGGGACCGGUGGCUCAUCACGGUUACGGACUUUCAGACCCGCUCCCGCCUGCUGCGCUCCGGGCUCCACCUCCGCGGGUUAGCGCACCCGCUAGCUCGCCACGACGAACUGUUGCUGAGCGAUUACCGCCUGCACCUGCGCCGCUCCCUGGUCCGACGGCGCAUGCUCGAGGCUCUGGGGGCGGAGCCGACCGUGGAAGACUGACGAGUGGGGACGGGCUCCGGCUGCGCUUGCUCAACGCCCAGCUGGUUCGGGCGAUUCACGCGGAACGCGGGAGGAAAGGGGGCGUUGCCUCCCCAGGAAGGAGGCGGGGCCAGCUCGAGGGGGUGGAUACUGUGAGUUUAAUUAUAAAGAAUGACCUGGUACAAAAGCCA